GUGCAAUAAUCUCACUGUUAAAUUGAAGGCUAUACUUAUAAAUGAAGGUGCGUAAUAUAUUCCAGUCCCAUUGCGCAAUGGAAUGGCACUUGGCUUCCUCGUCAAGAUAAAGCUUAUCGCCAGAAUCUUUAUAUCUAUUUUGACCAAAUCCCUCCACUUUGUUUCAGUUCAGUGCAGUACGCUUGUCUUGCUAGAUCGGCGUUAUCUCCAGUUUAGACGUUUAUCAGCCUCUUUGCAUGUCACGUGCCUCCACUCGUCCAAUAAUAGUUGGAUCCUGACGCACACGGGACGCGUGGGUAUCUGUUACUCCACUGAUCCACUGCUUCCCCUUCAGUCUUGGGGAAUUCUAAAAGAGCUGCUAGGCUCCAUGUAGGGCGUGCUAUGACAGCGUCUUUACUCCUCCAUUCCCGCUGGAUUGACCCGGUGAUGUUUCUCUAUGACAACGGCUUGGAGGAUAUGAGCAAAAACAUGGAAGGAUUUGUGGGAGGCAAUUUCGCUGCUAACCAGUGCAGGAACCUUAUUGCGCACCCGUCUUCUUUGGCCCCGAGCACAACCUACACGUCGAGUGAGGUGCCAGGAUCGGGCAUGGGGGAACCUGUCAAACAAUGCAGUCCGUGUUCAGCCGUACAGAACUCUCCCAGUGCUUCUUUGCCCUAUGGAUAUUUUGGCGGCAGCUAUUACCCGUGUAGGAUGCCCAAGUCCUGCACGCAGCCCAGCUCCUAUGGGGAAAAAUACAUGGACACGUCUGUUUCUGGAGAGGAGUUCCCUUCCCGUGCUAAGGAAUUUGCCUUCUACCAAGGUUACUCAUCUGGCCCUUACCAGCCUGUGGCGAGUUACCUCGACGUGCCAGUCGUCCCUGCGCUGAGCACCCCUGCGGAACCCAGGCACGAGUCUCUUCUGCCCGUCGAAACGUACCAGCCCUGGGCAAUCACGAACGGAUGGAGCAGUCCGAUGUACUGUCCUAAAGACCAAACACAGUCAAACAGCUUAUGGAAAUCGUCUAUUCAAGACACCGUCUCGGGUGGCGAUGUAGCCUCAGUGCGUCGAGGAAGAAAGAAGCGGGUUCCCUACACCAAGGUUCAGCUGAAGGAACUAGAACGAGAAUAUGCCACAAAUAAGUUCAUAACCAAGGACAAACGAAGAAGGAUAUCUGCUCACACAAACCUGACCGAGCGGCAAGUGACCAUCUGGUUUCAAAACAGACGGGUGAAGGAGAAGAAAGUGGUCAACAAGUACAAGGGCAUCAGUUAAGGUCUGAAAGAAUGACAAACUGAGAUACCAAAGGGGUAUAAAUGGAAGGACCUUCAACAUUAUUUAUUCUGAAAUCCAUUCCAUCAUCAUCUGUUCGACGUCGAGAUGCGCAGGGGGGAAAAUCUAUAUUUUACUUCCCUGUGUAGCCUACAAAUUGCCAAGACACUGACACUGAUAAAAGGCGAAGAUACUGCUCAAGAACAAUGAACCCAUAUUCACCACUUGUUUUUUUAUUUUUUAUUUUUUGGUCUAUAAUGCAAGCUAUAUUAAGGCAAAGACGUGGGAGGAAUGUAAAAUACACGUUCAUCUUAGAAAAUCAGUGAAGUAUAAACAAACAAAACCAUGGAAUUUCGUGUAUUUUUUAUUUUUACACAUCAGAAACAACUGUACCUUUUAGACUGUAGAUGUGCAUGCUACGCUAACUGUACAGUAAAUUUACCCCAAGUCGUGACAGAGUUUUGUUUUGAGCUUUUAUUUUCUAUUUACCCGUGCAUUUGUAUAUAGCAAAAGUGGCUUCCGUGGAAAUACAUUAAUGUGUUACUCCAGACAGUAUGCAAAUAAAACUCCCCAUAUUAAAUGAUGUACUGCCAUAUUUGUAUCUUUAUAAUUAUUACGAAUGUCAACAUUCUGCCAAAUUGUUUAUUGUAAAUUAUCAGUUUCUUUUUAAUGUAUCGAUUGAAUUCAAUUCCCAGAAAAGAAUGAGUAAAAUAGAAGGAUAUCAGCUGCUAAUACGAAUAGAUGUGAUGUUGUUGUCUUUAGCCAAAUCACUGAUGAGACGUGAAAAGUGAUUUCUUUUUUUGUCCCAGAACAAAUGUUCUCCAAGAGCCCAUUUCCGUGAGCGUAACGGUGCUGCCAUCUAGUGGCAAAAAUAUGUAUCUGCCUUAACUUCCCGCAGAUGGUUCAUUGUUCCUCAUAGAAGUAUUUGCGAAAAACCUCUGAAAUCUGAGAACUCUAGAUUCGUGUUUGCGUUAUUAAAUAGCAAAGAAGUUAAAAGUUUGUAUAAUAACCCGUUUUGCGUAUUCCCAGUCAUCUGACUUGACAAUGACUUUGGAUUCCAAAAGUCUGUAGUAAAAUAGCUAUAAAAUCAGUGUUUGAGUCGAUGUUUUCUGUGCUUUCUGCAAUUUAUUUUGCAGUGUAAAUGAACCUACUUGAAUCUGAAUCAUACAGUCAAAAAUAUAAAUUCGAGAAAGAGGGGAGUGAAAGGCAGAGGAAAAAGUAUGCAGUCCGAUAUUAGUAGACUAUUUACUUCUCCGAAUGAUCUUUAGCCUAUAAAGCAUAGCAACGACCUAAAUACAG
This is a messenger RNA of Carassius auratus (goldfish), 2547 nucleotides long. RefSeq names its product homeobox A13b (gene hoxa13b). The record is from RefSeq and is a predicted model, not a curated record. The coding region runs from base 382 to 1251 and encodes 289 amino acids. NCBI's taxonomy places the organism in Eukaryota, Metazoa, Chordata, Actinopteri, Cypriniformes, Cyprinidae. Gene Ontology annotation, biological process: regulation of DNA-templated transcription. The transcript is spliced from 2 exons. Gene Ontology annotation, molecular function: DNA-binding transcription factor activity, RNA polymerase II-specific; DNA binding.